UUUUAAAGAAAAACUAUUUCCUCAAACUCUCGGAGCUGCUCUUCGUCUCCUUCCCCUCGGACCUCCUCUAAAACCCUAACAAAACCACCAUCUUCAAGUUGAACCACCACCCUUAGUCGGCGGCGCCUGAUCUCCAACCACCUCUCGUCCUCCUCUGCCGCUGCUAUUCUCGGUGUUGACGACAAUUAGAUAGAAGGAGAAAAUGAAGCCAUUGGUGGGGGUAGUAGUCUCAAACAAGAUGCAGAAAUCAGUAGUGGUGGCAGUGGACCGUCUUUUCCAUCAUAAGCUCUUCAAUCGAUAUGUUAAGAGAACUAGCAAGUUCAUGGCCCAUGAUGAGCAAAACCAGUGCAAUAUUGGUGACCGGGUUCGAUUGGAUCCCUCAAGGCCACUUAGUAAGCGAAAAAACUGGACUGUUGCUGAGAUUUUGAAGAAAGCACGUAUAUAUACACCACCGAUAGUAGACAAAAUCAGUAAAUCAAGCAGCAGUACUGAAGCUUCCUCAACUCCAUCAGCUUAACUCUUUUCAACUUUGUUUUUAUGCUACAUCUGGUUUCCUUAAGUGCAUUUCUGGGCAAUAGGGCUGUAGUUAGUCACAAAGAAGUACUGGUAGCUGAUUUUGCUCUUUACAUUGUUUACUACUGCAGUUUCCAAUCUUUGAUGUAAUUUUGGUAGUUCAACAUUUCAUCCAUUGUAUUACCAGGAGCUAAUCUUUUUGUCUUUUUAAUGGAUGCUGUGAUUUUCCAAUUCUCUCUAUAAAUAAAUGGAGCAAUGAGUAUGAUACCAGGUUAAA
Molecule: messenger RNA, 790 nt
Organism: Spinacia oleracea (spinach)
Lineage: Eukaryota; Viridiplantae; Streptophyta; Magnoliopsida; Caryophyllales; Amaranthaceae
Exons: 3
Coding region: 203-517 (104 amino acids)
Biological process (GO): translation
Cellular component (GO): ribosome
Molecular function (GO): structural constituent of ribosome
Source: RefSeq, a predicted model, not a curated record